Zalophus californianus (California sea lion) is the source of this 2028-nucleotide messenger RNA. It is a transcript of the gene PUF60, whose product is annotated as poly(U) binding splicing factor 60. The coding region runs from base 478 to 2028 and encodes 516 amino acids. The transcript has 12 exons. Gene Ontology annotation, cellular component: catalytic step 2 spliceosome; precatalytic spliceosome. The record is from RefSeq and is a predicted model, not a curated record. NCBI's taxonomy places the organism in Eukaryota, Metazoa, Chordata, Mammalia, Carnivora, Otariidae. Gene Ontology annotation, molecular function: RNA binding. Gene Ontology annotation, biological process: alternative mRNA splicing, via spliceosome; mRNA splice site recognition; regulation of alternative mRNA splicing, via spliceosome.
GGGCCGCCAGGCGUGCAGGGCCUGUAGGAAGGAAUCUCGGCCCUCUGGGAAGGGUGGCGGGCUCGGCGGCCUGCAUCCACAGCUGUGGCUCUGCUCCCAGCUGAUGCUCUGCGGGGAAGGGGUUACCAGCUAACAGGGACUCCGUCCUGCCUUCGGAAGGAGCGAACGUGCUGUCUGAGCGCACGUUUCUCAAGCACAGUGGGUCGGGGCACAGUGGGGAAGCAGAGGCAGUCCCUGCCCUGUUCGGGGGUCUGGUGGACACGGAGGCCAUGGACUGCGAGCCCGAGGGACCUGUGCUCAGGGGGUUGUGGGCACCCAGAGGAAGGAACCCCUCCCUCCCCUGCUCAGUGCUCACCUACGUCUUAGUGGCAUCGACAGGUCAAUGGCCAGCAAGGAGGGGGGUCCGAGCCGGCGGCGGCAGUGGUGGCAGCGGGAGACAAAUGGAAACCUCCACAGCAGGGGACGGACUCCAUCAAGAUGGAGAACGGGCAGAGCACAGCCGCGAAGCUGGGACUGCCUCCUCUGACGCCCGAGCAGCAGGAGGCCCUCCAGAAGGCCAAGAAGUACGCCAUGGAGCAGAGCAUCAAGAGCGUGCUGGUGAAGCAGACCAUCGCGCACCAGCAGCAGCAGCUUACCAACCUGCAGAUGGCAGCAGUGACAAUGGGCUUUGGAGAUCCUCUCUCACCUUUGCAAUCGAUGGCAGCUCAGCGGCAACGGGCACUGGCCAUCAUGUGCCGGGUCUACGUGGGUUCCAUCUACUAUGAGCUUGGGGAGGACACCAUUCGCCAGGCUUUUGCUCCCUUUGGACCCAUCAAGAGCAUUGACAUGUCCUGGGACUCUGUCACCAUGAAGCACAAGGGCUUUGCCUUUGUGGAGUAUGAGGUCCCAGAAGCCGCACAGCUCGCCUUGGAGCAGAUGAACUCGGUGAUGCUAGGAGGCAGGAACAUUAAGGUGGGCAGACCCAGCAACAUAGGGCAGGCCCAGCCUAUCAUAGACCAGCUGGCUGAGGAGGCACGAGCUUUCAACCGCAUCUAUGUGGCUUCUGUGCACCAGGACCUUUCAGAUGAUGACAUCAAGAGUGUAUUUGAGGCCUUCGGCAAGAUCAAAUCUUGCACGCUCGCCCGGGACCCUACAACUGGCAAGCACAAAGGUUACGGUUUCAUUGAGUACGAAAAGGCUCAGUCGUCCCAGGAUGCCGUGUCUUCCAUGAACCUGUUUGACCUGGGUGGCCAGUACUUGCGAGUGGGCAAGGCUGUCACCCCCCCAAUGCCCCUGCUUACACCUGCCACACCUGGAGGCCUCCCACCUGCUGCUGCUGUGGCUGCAGCUGCAGCCACAGCCAAGAUCACAGCUCAGGAAGCAGUGGCUGGAGCAGCGGUGCUGGGUACCCUGGCCACGCCUGGACUGGUAUCCCCUGCACUGACUCUGGCCCAGCCUCUGGGGGCUUUGCCCCAGGCUGUCAUGGCUGCCCAGGCCCCAGGAGUCAUCACAGGUGUGACCCCAGCCCGGCCUCCCAUUCCGGUCACCAUCCCCUCUGUGGGAGUGGUAAACCCCAUCCUGGCCAGCCCUCCAACGCUGGGUCUCCUGGAGCCCAAGAAGGAGAAGGAGGAGGAGGAGCUGUUUCCCGAGUCAGAGCGGCCAGAGAUGCUGAGUGAGCAGGAGCACAUGAGCAUCUCGGGCAGCAGCGCCCGCCACAUGGUGAUGCAGAAGCUGCUCCGCAAACAGGAGUCCACAGUGAUGGUUCUGCGUAACAUGGUGGACCCCAAGGACAUCGACGAUGACCUGGAGGGGGAGGUGACCGAGGAGUGUGGCAAGUUUGGUGCUGUCAACCGCGUCAUCAUCUACCAGGAGAAGCAGGGCGAGGAGGAGGAUGCGGAGAUCAUUGUCAAGAUUUUUGUGGAGUUUUCCAUAGCCUCCGAGACUCACAAGGCUAUCCAGGCCCUCAACGGGCGCUGGUUUGCUGGCCGCAAGGUGGUGGCUGAAGUGUACGACCAGGAGCGUUUUGAUAACAGUGACCUUUCUGCGUGA